Molecule: messenger RNA, 4277 nt
Organism: Papilio polytes (common Mormon)
Lineage: Eukaryota; Metazoa; Arthropoda; Insecta; Lepidoptera; Papilionidae
Gene: mim
Product: MTSS1-like protein
Exons: 21
Coding region: 450-3125 (891 amino acids)
Biological process (GO): cell projection assembly; plasma membrane organization
Cellular component (GO): actin cytoskeleton; cytoplasmic side of plasma membrane
Molecular function (GO): actin binding; phospholipid binding
Source: RefSeq, a predicted model, not a curated record
CAAACCGAAUCCGGCCGAUGUGCUUGUCGCUCCCUUGUAAGCGAAGUUGACCGCCGUUUUAGUUUUUCAAUUCUAUGUUUUGUGUAUGAAAAUUAUGACAAAAACUAAUUUUCAUGAAUGAAUACGUGACAAAAUGUUUCAAAAUAAUAUUCAAUAGCAACGUAUGCAGUUAUUAAAGUGAUAUUUCAUCGCGAUACGAUAUUUUCUACCCCUGUUUCGAUUAAUGGAGGGUAUUCUUGUUUAUAAAUAUUGAUUUGUUGCAUAUGAUAUUUUGAACUGUUACUAUUGUGAUUGUAUAGUGAAAUGUAGGCAGAUGAUUGUGUGUAACGAGGUAUUUAACGGCAAUGCAACAGUUGGAUACUAGCAGUGGUUCCACCAUAAUGAACUGCGAGAGGUGAUUACGAUCGUGUUUUUUGUGUUUUAUUGUGUUUGAUAAGUGUUUUUUGACAAUGGAAGGAACAACGGAAAAGGAUUGCUCUCCUUUAUGGAAUCUGUACCAGCAAAUCGUAUCAGAUAUGAAGAACAGUACACCGAUGUGGGAGGAAUUCAUAUCUAAGGCUACAAAACUUCAUUCGGCUUUGAAGUCAGCGUUGGUGGCCAUAGCGGCGUUCCUAGAUGCCUUCCAGAAAAUAGCAGACGCAGCUACGAAUGCAAGAGGAGCGACAAAGGAAAUCGGCACAGCACUAACAAGGGUUUGCCUGCGUCAUCGGGCAAUAGAAUCCAGAAUGAAGACUUUCAUAAGCACACUGAUGGAUCGUCUGAUCUCGCCGUUGUGUGAACGCGCUGAAGAAUGGAGGCGUGGAGCUUGCGGCGGUGCUCUGGGCCGAGAACAUGCACGUGACUGCAAGCGGGCCCGGGCAGAGUUGCGCCGGCGCGUGCAAGAGGCCCAGCGGCAUGCGAGGAAAGCAAGGCGCGCGCCGCCUGACGCUAAACGACGGGCUGACGUGUCUAUGCAGGACGUUCAGGAGCGCAAACAGCAAUUGGAAGAAAUGGAAGAGAAAGCCGUUAAGGCUGCUUUGAUUGAGGAGCGUAGUCGUUUCUGCCACUUUGUUACUCUACUCGAUCCCGUUGUGGAGAGUGAAGUCGCGAUGCUCGCUGAAGUGGGCCACUUGCAGGAGGGCAGUGAACAGCUGCUGCGACACACAUCCGAACCCAGGACUCUACCGGCCGCCAGUCUCCAGGUGAUUUGUGACGUGAAGUCUUGCUACAGCGGCUGGGCGGAGAGCGAAUCCGCCCCCCAUUCGCCGUCAGCGUCAUCUCGUCUCGGGAGCCGAAAGUCUUCUCUCACUUCGAUAUCCUCAUUGAAUAGUCAAUGUUCUGACCAGCAACAUGGUGUGUCCGGAUCUACAGUUAGUUGUUCAACGCCGAUAUCUAAUUCGUCCGGAGGAACGAUUCCAGCAACUUGCGGAGAAUCUCAAAGAUGUUUGUCGCAGUCAGGGCUGCGUCUGUCGAGCGUCUGCAGUUCGGACUCUGGCUUCCGAUCGCAGGACACGUUGCAGCGACGAUCGCUCUACAUUAAUGUACUGUCAUCAGCUACUUGGCCAGAUCUAAAAGACACUGCGCAAUUCGAAAGAGCCGCCUCAGCCAUAAUGAGUGGAAGACCACACACAAUAUCUUCAGGUAAAAUAUAUCAUUGUUUGUUAGAAAACUAUACUAGAUGUUCAUCAUUAGAGCGACCGUCUCUGCCCGCCAAGACAGUGAAUGCCAACACUGGACAGCAGGAAAUAAAACCAAUCAAACCAUCCUCUCUGCCGCCACAUCUCACUAAAGAAAUGCCGCAAGCUUUAUACGUGAAUAUGUCUGAGUUGGCAACACUGGCAGCUACGCGAGCACAACAACAACAGCAACAACAACAACAACAACAACAGCAACAGCAACAACAAGGCUCUGAGUUCCCGCAACAGGAAAAGGUCUGCUCAGAGAGCAGUGCAAGUGAAUCUUCUUUAGAGUCUUCUAGUGGUUACGGCAGCCAGGGGGCGUUUGCUGGCGAGGACCACGCCCUUCAGCACCAAAUACAACACCCUGAUGUUGAUUCCGAGAUAGUAACGUUGCGACGCGACAACGAGGUAGCGGCAGCGAGAGAGAACUUCUCUAUAUCCCUGGGUAGUCUGGAGGAGGCAGUACGCUCCCUAGAUGAGGUCAAUGACACCCCGACAUUUGCCACCGUCAGCAAGAAACCAGCCGUGCCCAAACGCAGGCCGGUUUCUAUGGCAGCUGCGGUGUGGUCGCGCCGAGGCUCGUCCAGUUCGUUGGGGAAGCCUCCGCCCCCAGUACGGCGCUCCUCCUCGAUAUCUCGCCCGCAACGUCCUUACGUACAGAAUAACUUGAUGAGCCCUCAGAUGUGUGCGACUGAGGCGGACAAUCUGCCGCCGCCGCCAGCCUUCCUGCUGCAGCCGGACACUGACACUAAUCCUGCUCAUGCGGGAAUAAACGUAGCGGAAACCGUGAAACAACUAACUGAGUUGAAGCACAUGCCGGCCUCCCCCGGCCUGGUACGCCGCACCAUGCAGAACCAAAACCAAACCCCGAACCAAAACCAGAACUCGACUGCGAACCCGAACCAAACACAAAACCAGAACCAACCCUCAUUGAGUACGUUCCAGCAAGCUAAGAGCAACUUCAAUACCAGUGGGAAUUUGAACCCUAUAUACGGACAGACAGGACACCGCAUCAUGGCGUAUGUGGAGAAUUCCAUCUAUGUUAGGAAGAGCAGUCUGAAUGUUUCUAGCUCUGAUCUAUUUAGAGAUGCGAAUGCUGGUAUUUACGGCGAGGGCAAGGUCUCCCCGCACGGGUCCAGCCCCUCCACCCCCAGCUACGGGGAGACUAACUCCUUCUCCAGCUUCGGACCUCGCGUCAACAACGACUCGCACUACGGACAGACAGAAGGCGCGCUGAUCGCAAGUUUAAGUGCGAAGUUAACGCCGCAGUUGUCGCCGCGCGCCGCUCGCCGCGCGCCUGCAGAUAAUAAGGGGAAAGGUAACUUAUACUGUUUUACUCAUUUAUGUAGGAAAUUUAUUCCGGACCCGCGCGUCUGCCACACGUCUCUCAUGGAGCAGAUCAAGCGCGGCGCCACGCUCCGCCGCAACAAGCACUGCAACGACCGCUCCGCGCCCAACAUACGCUAGGAACGUAAGCUAGUACACAAAGUACACGACAAGGUACACCGUACUCUGUGUACUGUUUGUACUCAAGUACACUAAUUACACACCCCGGUACACUGUACUAUGUGUACUUAAAUACACUAAGUACACAACCCGUUACACUGUACUAUGUGUACUGCAGUACACUAAGUACACACCCCGGUACACUGUACUAUGUGCACUCUGUGUACUCUGUACAAGAACUCGUACACUACACGUUCUUGUAACUUAUAGAUAUUGGCAACUAUGUCUGUUUGUAGUGUGCAGAAUGUGUUUCAUCCUUUACAGUCUGAUUUUAAUUAAACAAUACUACGCAUAAACGUUCUUGAUCCUUUAGAUGUCUUUACAGUCUGAUUUUAAUUACACUAUACUAGGCAUAAAUGUUCUCGAUCCCUUACGUAUUGAAUAACUAUACUACGCAUAAAUGUUUUUGAUCCCACUAUACCACGCUUAAAUGUUCUUGAUCCCAUAAUUAAAUUAAAUAAUCGAUGAAUAACUAUACUACACAUAAAUCCUAUAUUAGUUUGUCUGAAAUGUCAGACAUGAUUCCUUAAAUAUGUAAAUUAUUAGGUGGCAUAAACAUUCUUGAGUCUAAUAAUAAUUUUAAUUACUUAUAUUUGUCAAAUAGUUUUAUGUACGAAAAUUUAAGAAUGUUUGUCAAGGUAAUUAUUUUAUUAUAAAGUAACCGUUGGGAGAUUUAAUUUCGAAUAUUUCACGAUAGUAUGACUUAAUAGUUUUUUUUGUACUAUUGCUGUCCCUUUCGUGUAAUUAUAAGAAUUAGAUGACUGUAAAACUUUUGAUUAUAAAUGUUAGAAUUAAGGCUCGAUACUGACUCGUUGAACUACGUUAAUAAAAACAAAGAGAUUCAAAAAUAUAUAGAGAAGGCAUAGACAAUUGAGAUAUUUUUCACGUCCAACAUUUUGUAACUGUCUACCUUAUUUUAAUUUUGUAAAAACAAUAAAUGAAAGGGGAAAAUUUACGAAACCGUAAGACCUGUCAAGAUGUAUGGAUCGGAAUGUUGGGCAGUAAAAGAAACGAAUGAAAGUGGAAUACAUGUGAAAGAAAUGCGAAUGUUAAGAUGGAUGUGUGGGGUAACACAAAUGGAUAAGAUACGAAAUGAGUAUAUUAGAGGAAGUU